AUUUUUUUAUGCAUAGUUACAUUUCUUCACUGCCAAUGGAUUCUCAAGAACACGAAGAUGCUUCCACUACCCAAAAUGAUAAAAAGAGGGGUGUCACAUUGAUGAAGAAGUGUGUGCUUAAACGUGCAUGUGCUAAUGAAAAGAUUUUUGUCCAAUUCGAUGAGUCUAAUAAUCCUAUUGGUCCGAAUAGACCCAAGCUAAUCAGUUUUGUUGGAUAUUUGGGACGAAACAAUGUAGACAUCAAUAUUGCGAACUGGAGGCGAGUUUCAAAAGUUUCAAAGGAUCUAAUUUGGGAAGAUAUUCAGAUUGUUUUUGAGAUUCCUGAUACCAAGAGUGUUAGAAAACGGAUGCUGAAAAUAGCUAAUAAGGCAUGGAAAGACUUCAAGUCGAAGCUAAGUACCAAGUAUGUGUACGGGAAGAAAAAAAACGAAGACCCUCUCAAGAAAUACAAUUGGAUCACUGAAGAGCAAUGGAGUAAGUUUGUUGAAAGCCGUCGCGAUCCAGAGUUUCGGCAUCUGAGUGACAAAGGUAAAGAGCUUCAACUCCAAAAUGUUUACAAGCAUCGAUUGUCACGAGGAGGUUACUACAUGUUGGAACAAGACCUCAUAAAGAAAAAACAACAAGAACAAGAACUCGCUGCGAUUUCGGAUCCAUCUUUUGUGUGUACCCCUAUAACUCGUAUACCGAGACACAUAUUAUGGAAGGGAGGUCGAAUAGGUAAAGAUGGACAGUUUAUGACAGAGGAGAGCAGAGAAGUUGCAGAGAAAAUUGAUUCUUUUGAACAUCAAGCUUCCAUUGGAGAAUUUACUGAAUGUGGGAGGAAUGAUAUUCUGAGUGCUUCGUUGGAAAAGAGUGAACAUCCCGGUCGAGUUAGAGGCGUAGGAGGAGAAGCUACUAUAACUGAAUAUUUUGGUCGGAAGUCACGAAGUGAUGAGAAACACCUUUCUGCAGAGAAUGUUCAACAGAUGGUUAGCAAAGCAGUAGCAGAUGCAGAGUUUAGAGCCGCUAAAACAUUUGAGUCCCGAAUGGGCAUGAUGCAAGCCAUGCAACAAAAAUGGAAGAGAUGAUGCAAACUAUGAUGUCG
Molecule: messenger RNA, 1084 nt
Organism: Cuscuta europaea
Lineage: Eukaryota; Viridiplantae; Streptophyta; Magnoliopsida; Solanales; Convolvulaceae
Source: the annotation of a GenBank genome assembly